Messenger RNA from Mya arenaria, 3375 nucleotides. RefSeq lists its product as uncharacterized. Gene Ontology annotation, molecular function: chloride channel activity; extracellular ligand-gated monoatomic ion channel activity; neurotransmitter receptor activity. NCBI's taxonomy places the organism in Eukaryota, Metazoa, Mollusca, Bivalvia, Myida, Myidae. Gene Ontology annotation, cellular component: neuron projection; membrane; synapse. The record is from RefSeq and is a predicted model, not a curated record. Bases 277 to 2970 code for a protein of 897 amino acids. Gene Ontology annotation, biological process: regulation of membrane potential; chemical synaptic transmission; signal transduction. The transcript is spliced from 19 exons.
UUGAACGGCAGAUGCAGAACAGUUUAAUAUGAAAUCAGCUCUGCGUGUGCCGUUGUGGAUAUUGAUGAUAUGAGAGUAAUACGUUACGCUCGCUCAAAGUGCGCAUAGUUUUUCGGUACGGUUCGCAGAUUUGCGAUAUUUAAGAAGAAUAAAACUGUUUCAAUUUAAGUUCGUGUAUUGGAGUAUGAUAUAAGUUGGUGCAUAUUUUAAUCGUUGCUUCAAAACGCUUAAUAACAAGUUUACUGGAUUUAAGACGUUUAAGGAAAAUAGCCAAGGAUGAUCGUUUUAUCAGCAAAGGUUGUGUCAAUAAAAUGUCUCUACCUGUUCUACAUCACGACAUGUCUUACGUGUCAAGUAACCGGUUUUCAAAAUAUGUCCACUUCAUCAAUGGCAUCGAUACAGAACUCUACUGACCUGGAAAAGGUGGAAAUGGGCGCAAGGUCUCAGUUGCAAUCUGCUAGUAUUCAUAAAUCACAAAGGCAACAAACUUUGGAUCAGCUGCUACAAGGUUAUGACCCGAGGAUUCCACCUAAUUAUGAAGAAGAUUUCCCUGUGAAAGUGCUUGUUCAGCUGCACAUAACCAGCAUUGACAGCAUAAGCGAGUCCAAUAUGGAUUUCUCAAUCGGUAUGUUUCUGCGACAAAACUGGAAUGAUACCCGACUGAAGUACACAGCACUCCCCCGCCUGAAAGCUCUUGAGCUGGACUCUCGAAUGAUGGACAAAGUCUGGGUCCCCGACCUCUUCAUAGCCAAUGAGAAGCAAGCCCAUUUUCACGUAGUUACUGUGCCAAACAAAUUGAUGCACAUUUAUCCUGAUGGACGUGUUCAUUAUAGCGUCAGAAUAACAGCAACAUUAAAAUGCAGCAUGGAUCUCCGGAAGUAUCCUCUUGACAACCAGACCUGCUAUGUUAUGAUGGAAAGUUACGGGUACAGCACAGACAACCUUGUGUUUGACUGGAAUCCUCUUCCGGUGACGCACGACCGUCGUUUGGUGCAGGUACAAUUCCAUUUUGGUGCUAUGCAAACUCUACGAUGUGACAAAGCAUACGAAGGAGAUAUAGACGGACGAACAGUCAACUACACGUGCAUCAUGCUGCAAUUCGAAAUGGUGAGAAGUUUUGGCUACUACAUCAUCCAGGUCUACAUCCCUUCCAUACUCAUCGUAAUCCUUUCUUGGGUCUCGUUUUGGCUCGACAUUGAUGCCGUACCUGCCCGCAUUUCUCUCGGUCUUCUCACGGUACUCACUAUGACAACACAGAGCGCGGGAGCGAGGUCAGCUCUGCCAAGGGUCUCAUAUGUCAAAGGAAUAGACGUGUGGAUGGCGGCAUGUCUUAUAUUCGUGUUUUCGGCAUUGAUAGAAUUUGCUUACGUUAACGUCAAUUCCCGUGUAGAAAGGCGACGUCGAGCGAGCUCUCAUCCAAUUCCAGGACCCAUGUCUAGCGACCUUCAAUGUCAAAAUGGAAAAGAGACUAUUUUAAAGAAAAAGGGAACAGUUUUUAGACGUUUAAACUUCUUUGCAACAAGUCGUGAAAAAGCACGUACAACGGACAGGUUUUCGCGUUUUGCAUUUCCAACGGCAUUCAUUGUAUUUAAUACUGCAUAUUGGUGCUUGUAUACAUUUUGGACGCCUAAUCCGUCUGAUCAUCUAUCAGAAAGGAUUUUGUCAACAGAAUGGCUUCACCUGUUUAGCCUAACAACAUGUCUUCUGUGUCAAAUAACCGGUCUUCAAAUUGUGUCCACUUCAUCAACGCCAUCGAUACAGAACUCUACUGACCUGGAAAAGGCGGAAAAGGACGCAAAGUCUCAUUUGCAAUCUGCUAGUAUUCAUAAAUCACAAAGGCAAAGGACUUUGGAUCAGCUGUUAGAAGGUUAUGACCCAAGGAUUCCACCUAAUUACGAAGAAGAUUUCCCAGUAAAAGUUCUUGUUCAGCUGCACAUAACCAACAUUGACAGCAUUAGCGAGUCCAAUAUGGACUACUCAAUUGGAAUGUUUAUUCGACAAAACUGGAAUGAUACCCGACUGAAGUACACAGCACUCCCCCACCUGAACGCUCUUGAGCUGGACUCUCGAAUAAUGGACAACGUCUGGGUCCCCGACCUCUUCAUAGCCAAUGAGAAGCAAGCCCAUUUCCAUGUGGUUACUGUGCCCAAUAAAUUGAUGCACAUUUAUCCUGAUGGACGUGUUUAUUACAGUCUCAGGAUUACAGCAACGUUAAAAUGCAGCAUGGAUCUCCGGAAGUAUCCUCUUGACAACCAGACCUGCUAUGUAAUGAUGGAAAGUUAUGGGUACAGCACAGACAACCUUGUGUUCGACUGGAAUCCUCUUCCGGUAACGCGCGACAAUCGUUUGGUGCAGUCACAGUUCCAGUUUGGUGCCAUGGAAACCCUACGUUGUGACAAAACAUACGUAGGAGUAAACUACACGUGCAUCAUGCUGCAGCUCAAAUUGGUGAGAAGUUUUGGCUACUACAUCAUCCAGGUGUACAUACCUUCCAUACUCAUCGUGAUCCUUUCGUGGGUAUCAUUUUGGCUUGACAUUGAUGCCGUACCUGCCCGAAUUUCUCUUGGUCUUCUCACUGUGCUUACCAUGACAACACAGAGCGCGGGUGCGAGGUCAGCUCUACCAAGGGUCUCCUAUGUCAAAGGAAUAGACGUGUGGAUGGCAUCGUGUCUCAUAUUUGUGUUUUCGGCGUUGAUUGAAUUUGCGUACGUAAACGUCAAUACCCGUGUAGAAAGGCGACGUCGAGAGACAUCACGUCCUGUCUCAGGAUCCGUAUCCAGCGACAUGAUUAUUGUAGAGCAAAAGGGACCAGCCUUCAGACGUUUAAACUUGUUUACCCCAAGUCGGGAAAAGGCGCGUACAACGGACAGGUUGUCGCGUAUUGCAUUUCCAACGUCGUUCAUUGUAUUUAACACUGCAUAUUGGAGUGUGUAUACAUAUUGGACUCCUGAUCCAGCUGAUGUUCAAUAGUGUCAUCGUUUACGAGGUUUUUAAUAUGUUUUACUGCUAUGCGGACAUAUGCUUUAAUUUGAUAUCACAAGACACAUUUUAGUAAUUGGAGUUACAGGCGUUUUGUGUAAACUGAUUUUCUGUACAUUUUACUUUUUUUCCUCGUCUUAUUUUGCGUCUAAUAUACAAAAAAUUUCAUAGUAGUGAAAAUGUUAAAACAUCCUUGCGAAUUAUGUUGGCAUUAACGUUGCAAAAUGAAUGGGAAAAUCAUUAUGACCUUUCGGGAAGCUUUGAAAUACAGAAUAAGACUAUGGAGAAAAAAUUCAUUUCCACUGAUUUACACUCCUUAUAAAAAGCAUGUAAGAGUAUCCAAAUGUGAGUGGUUUCAUUUAAAAGUUAUAUUCUUAUUCAAUUAAAGUGAAGUGA